AUGUUCAGAGAGUCAUUGCUGCUGGCCAGGCCAGGAAACGCCAUGGCUGCGUUGAAAACCGAUGGCACCGUGGUGGCCUGGGGGCAAAAGACCUUUGGCGGAGACUGUAGCGAGCGGCAGGCAGAGCUCGUCGGGGUCUACGAUGUCUUCGCUGCUGAUGCUGCCUUUGCAGCUCUCAAGGAAGAUGGCACUGUGGUCGCAUGGGGCCAUGCAGAGUACGGAGGG
Molecule: messenger RNA, 225 nt
Organism: Symbiodinium pilosum
Lineage: Eukaryota; Dinophyceae; Suessiales; Symbiodiniaceae
Source: the annotation of a GenBank genome assembly